Molecule: messenger RNA, 711 nt
Organism: Fusarium proliferatum ET1
Lineage: Eukaryota; Fungi; Ascomycota; Sordariomycetes; Hypocreales; Nectriaceae
Product: putative hydroxyacylglutathione hydrolase
Exons: 9
Coding region: 1-711 (236 amino acids)
Molecular function (GO): hydroxyacylglutathione hydrolase activity
Source: RefSeq, a predicted model, not a curated record
AUGCAUAUUCAGUCAAUUCCCAUGUGGGAGGGAAGCUCCAACAACUACGCUUACCUGGUAGUUGACGAUAAGUCCAAGGAUGCCGUCAUCGUUGAUCCCGCAAACCCUCCCGAGUACAUACCAUUGUUAACACCCAUCAGAGGCAACAAGAAGCUGCUUGCUGAGCUGGGCAAUCCCAAGCUAGACAUUAUCGGUGGCAAAGACUGCGAGGGUGUUACAAAGACACCUGGUCACGGUGAGACCUUCAAGCUAGGCGACAUCACCUUCAAGGGUGUGCAUACACCUUGCCACACUCAAGACAGCAUCUGCUUCUUUGUGGAAGACGGAAAGGACAAAGCUGUUUUCACGGGUGAUACCCUUUUCAUUGGCGGAUGUGGAAGAUUCUUCGAGGGCAAUGCGGAGGAGAUGCACGAGGCUCUGAACAAGCGGCUCGCGGCGUUGCCUGAUGACACCGUAGUUUAUCCGGGACAUGAGUAUACCAAGGCCAAUGUCAAGUUUGCCGCAUCUGUUUCUCAGCGUGAUGCUGUACAGAAGCUGCAUUCCUUCGCCGAGAACAACAAGGUCACCACCGGCAAGUUUACCAUCGGAGACGAAAAGGAACACAACGUCUUUAUGAGGGUUGAGGAUCCCGAGAUUCAGAAGCAGACAGGUGAGACUGAGCCUGUGGCAGUCAUGGCCAAGUUACGCGAAAUGAAGAACAACUUCAAGUGA